Molecule: messenger RNA, 1925 nt
Organism: Salvia miltiorrhiza (redroot sage)
Lineage: Eukaryota; Viridiplantae; Streptophyta; Magnoliopsida; Lamiales; Lamiaceae
Product: ent-kaurenoic acid oxidase 2-like
Exons: 9
Coding region: 258-1706 (482 amino acids)
Biological process (GO): sterol metabolic process; multicellular organism development; brassinosteroid homeostasis
Molecular function (GO): heme binding; oxidoreductase activity, acting on paired donors, with incorporation or reduction of molecular oxygen; iron ion binding
Source: RefSeq, a predicted model, not a curated record
GGCGUUUGUUUAAGAAUCAAAUCCAUCGCUAAAGUAACAAAAAAAAUCAACUAAUUAUCGGCUAAUUACUGAGAUCCCACGGUUUGAUCAAAUCGAGGUCAACUUAUUUGCCGAAACAUCAAUUCACAAUCGUUUACUUAAGUUGUUUGUAAUUAAAGCUAGUUCAGACUUGAUCCGCCAACGAUGGCAGAUAAUUAUUUUUAAAAACGGAGUUUGUGUAUAUAAUCAGCACGGACUGCAUUAAUCUGAACGUAGAAAUGGAUGCGACAGCAGGUUUUUGGGUGGCAGUGGCGGUGGGCAUGGUGCCGUUGGCAGGGUUGUUUUGGUGGUGGAAUGACUACUGGCAUGCUCUGCCCUUUCGCCUCCACGGCCGCGGCAGCGCCAAGCUCCCUCCCGGCUACAUGGGAAUACCGUUUCUCGGGGAGUUGCCGGCGUUUCUGUGGUACUUCAAGGUGCUUCGCCGCCCGGAUGACUUCAUCAAUGCUAAACGCCGCAGGUACGGUGAUGGAGUAGGAUUGUAUAGAACAUACUUGUUGGGAUCUCCAACAAUAAUAGCUUGCAGUCCAUCCGCCAACAAGCUGGUGCUGCAAGAUGAAUCCAGCUUUGGCGUCCCGUGGAACUACACGCAACUGAUGUUGAUCGGAGCAACGGGCGUCGGAGCCGUGGAAGGCGCUGCACAUAGCAAAGUGAAAGCCUUUCUGGUAAGGGCUGUCAAUCAACCUGAUGCACUCCGCAAGUUCACUCCACUGCUGCAAACUCGAAUAGCGGCUUCCCUCGAAUCAUGGUCGCGUAAAGGUAGAAUCACAGUCUAUAAGGAAGCCAACAAGGCAAUACUUGGAAACAUUGGCAAGUGUUUUGCAAGCAUUGAGACAGAGCAUGCUAUGGAAACCAUUGAUGAUUUGGUUAAGGGCAUGCUUGGUGGCCUCAGAGCUUUUCCUAUCAAUUUUCCAGGAACUGCUUUGUAUUAUUCGUUCCAGUGUAGUGGGAAAUUAAAAGCAAUAUUUAGACAAGAGUUGGAGAAGAGAAAAUGUGAUGCUUCAGAGCCAAAAAACGAUGUUAUGGAAGCACUGAUGCAAAUGAAGGAGCAAGAGGGUAAGAGAUUAAGUGAAGAUGAGAUUGUUGAUAAUAUGAUGGCCUUGUUUGCAGCAGGGUACGAGACUACUUCUAUUUCUAUCAUGUGGACUUUUUAUUAUCUCGCCAAGCAUUCAGAUGUUCUGCUAAAGCUUCGGGAAGAACACAUGCUGGUAAGCAAGAAACUAGGAGACAUGCUCACAUACGAAGACAUUACGUCUUGGAAAUAUACAAGUAAGGUGGUGGAAGAGAUACUUAGAAUGGGCAGCACAACAACAUUUAUGGUCCGGACUGCUAAGAAAGAUGUCGACUACAGAGGAUAUAGGAUUCCAAAAGGUUGGAAGGUCGCAUGUUGGUUUCGUUACCUUCAUACGAAUCCAGAACAUUUCAAGGAUCCCAUGAGCUUUAAUCCAGAGAGAUGGAACGAGGCGCCAAAGGCAGGAUCAAACUUAGUGUUUGGAGGUGGAGUAAGAGUGUGUGCUGGAAACAUGUUUGCUCGAUUACAAAUUACUCUUCUUGUUCAUCAUCUCGUUUUAAGAUACAGAUGGAGAUUGGUGAAUCCGAACGAGAAGGUGUUGUAUAUUCCUUAUCCCAGACCAGCAGAUGAAGUAGAGAUUGAUAUCACUCGAAUUUAAUCACCAAAACUCUUUUAUGUCGGAUUUGAUGCAAUGGAAUCCAUUUAUGUAUGUAUGUCUAAAUUACUCUAUAAGUGGCUUAUGGUUAGUACGAAGCUCGGAACACAUUUUCUUACUUUUUGCUUUGUACAUGGUUCUCUAACUGACACUCUUUUUCCCUCAUUAUUUAAGGAGGUUUUAAUGAGUUUUGGCUCUUAGUUAACAUAUUCGUGCUUUCAA